Varanus komodoensis (Komodo dragon) is the source of this 987-nucleotide messenger RNA. It is a transcript of the gene CA10, whose product is annotated as carbonic anhydrase 10. NCBI's taxonomy places the organism in Eukaryota, Metazoa, Chordata, Lepidosauria, Squamata, Varanidae. The coding region runs from base 1 to 987 and encodes 328 amino acids. The transcript has 9 exons. Gene Ontology annotation, molecular function: zinc ion binding; carbonate dehydratase activity. The record is from RefSeq and is a predicted model, not a curated record.
AUGGAAAUUGUUUGGGAGGUGCUUUUUCUUCUGCAAGCCAAUUUCAUUGUCUGCAUUUCAGCUCAGCAGAAUUCACCAAAAAUCCAUGAAGGCUGGUGGGCUUAUAAGGAGGUGGUCCAGGGAAGCUUUGUUCCAGUUCCUUCCUUUUGGGGUUUGGUGAAUUCAGCCUGGAACCUUUGCUCCGUUGGAAAACGGCAAUCGCCAGUCAAUAUAGAAACCAGCCAUAUGAUCUUCGACCCCUUCCUUACACCUCUUCGCAUAAACACAGGGGGGAGAAAGGUUAGUGGGACCAUGUAUAAUACAGGAAGGCAUGUUUCUCUACGACUGGACAAAGAACAUUUGGUCAACAUCUCGGGAGGGCCCAUGACAUACAGUCAUCGCUUGGAAGAAAUCCGGUUACACUUUGGCAGCGAAGACAGCCAGGGGUCAGAACACCUACUGAACGGACAAGCUUUCUCUGGGGAGGUUCAACUAAUCCACUAUAACCAUGAGUUAUAUACAAAUGUUACAGAAGCCGCAAAAAGUCCCAAUGGCUUGGUGGUAGUUUCUAUAUUUAUGAAAGUAUCUGAAUCAUCAAAUCCAUUUCUAAAUCGUAUGCUCAACAGAGACACCAUAACAAGAAUAACAUAUAAAAAUGAUGCAUAUUUACUGCAGGGACUUAAUAUUGAGGAACUUUACCCUGAAACCUCUAGUUUCAUUACAUAUGAUGGGUCAAUGACAAUUCCACCCUGUUAUGAAACAGCAAGUUGGAUACUAAUGAACAAACCUGUCUACAUAACAAGGAUGCAGAUGCAUUCGUUACGAUUGCUAAGCCAGAAUCAGCCUUCACAGAUUUUUCUGAGUAUGAGCGACAACUUCAGACCAGUCCAGCCUCUCAACAAUCGGUGUAUCCGAACAAACAUCAACUUUAGUUUACAGGGGAAAGAUUGCCCAAACAAUAGAGCACAGAAACUACAGUAUAGAGUAAAUGAAUGGCUGCUCAAGUAA